Molecule: messenger RNA, 1221 nt
Organism: Mesorhabditis spiculigera
Lineage: Eukaryota; Metazoa; Nematoda; Chromadorea; Rhabditida; Rhabditidae
Source: the annotation of a GenBank genome assembly
AUGAAGCACCUAUUGCCUGUUAUUUUCCUGGUGUGCCUGGUUAUUUUCCCACGAGGAAGCGCGCAAGACGCUCCCACGCGCUCAGAUGGUUCAGCCUUUCUCCGACCCUGCUAUUUCACAAGUUGGGCACAGUAUAGGCCUGGACGUGGACAAUAUUCGACCACAAACUACAUCCCCGGCCUGUGCACGCACAUCCUCUACGCUUUCGCCACGUUCAAAGCGGAUUUUACGAUGAAAGCCGAUGACCCAACCGACCUCGUCGGUGAUGAUGGCGGUCCCGGGCAAUACCAACUUGUUAACAACCUCAAAAACCAGCAGCCCGGCCUAAAGACACUGCUCUCGAUUGGCGGAGGAGCUUUUGGAACAGCACAGUUUCAGAAAAUGUCCUUCAACAAAACCACCCGCACGAAAUUCAUCAACUCUGCUGUCGGUUGGGUGCGGAAGUACAACUUCGAUGGGAUUGACAUCGAUUGGGAGUUUCCGCUUAAAAAGGACCAGAAGUAUAUUGCGGUGUUGCAGGAGCUUCGAGCAGCCAUUAAUGCGGAAGCACAAAAAUCUGGCAAAGACAAGUUGUUGCUGACCGUUGCGGUGACAUCAACUUAUGAUACCAUGCCCGGCUAUGAUAUCGUCAAGAUGGGACCACUGCUCGAUUUCGUGAACGUGAUGACGUACGAUUUCUGGUAUCCGAGCGUCGGCACAACCGGCAUGAAUGCCCCAUUAUACAACCGGACCGGCCUCGGCGAACCGGCAAAAUUUUAUAAUGUGGUUUGGGCGGCCAACGCUUGGCACAAUUGGGGAAUUCCCAAAGAAAAAGUGAUCGUUGGGAUUGCGCCGUAUGCCCAUGGGUGGACGUUAAAGAAUGCCAGCAAAAUCCAGCCCGGCUCCACUGGUAAUACGGCCUCACCGGCUUUGAAGUUUUCGCAGGAGAAGGGAGCAGCAGCAUAUUAUGAGAUUUGUGAAAUGCUGGCCGCUGGCGCAAAACGCUACUGGCACGCCCAACAUGAAGUCCCGUGGUUGAUCCAGAACAACAAACAGUGGUACAGCUAUGACGAUGCGGAAUCAGUCGAGCUCAAGAUGGAUUUCAUCAAAGACAACGACUUUGGUGGCGCAUUUGUUUGGACGCUCGACCUUGACGAUUUCAACGGCAAAUGCUCGAACGGGAAUGGAACGCUAUAUCCGAUUAUUGGGACGAUAGCGAGGGAACUUGGCGGAGUGGAUAUU